This is a messenger RNA of Rhipicephalus microplus (southern cattle tick), 710 nucleotides long. RefSeq lists its product as uncharacterized. NCBI's taxonomy places the organism in Eukaryota, Metazoa, Arthropoda, Arachnida, Ixodida, Ixodidae. The record is from RefSeq and is a predicted model, not a curated record.
GCGAGAGGCGUGAAGGUUUAUGUCGACGGUGACGGUGGUUGGUUAAGCCUGCGUAUCAUUUGCGAUAGCGCGAGCAAAGGGUGCCCGUAUAAGUUGGUAGCCGACCGCAGCCUGAGCCACAGUACAUUUCUUUAGGUUUGGGUAGACGCACGCCGGUGGCUUGCCAGGGAGGAAGAGGCGUUCGGAAGUGGCUUGAUCGCGUAAUACGAGUGGGGAGAGGCAACCAAACAUGAACGUCGCACUGGUAGCCGGAUUGGUCAUCACCUCCCUACUGGCAGGCUGCGAAGGACAAGCAGCGAUCAAAGGACAGAAUGUGAUGUACCCGCCUGGGCAGGCAACCAAGGGAGGUGGUUUCUUCCCUGGCGGCGGCUACUUUCCCGGCUCGAAAGGAGGCAUGAAAGGCGGCGGAUACAAGGGAUUCCCGCAGCUGCCACAGCAGCCACAGUAUUCCCAUCAUGCCACAGCAGCAGUACCCGUUUAUAGGGCCACUCCAGCGACCGGAACAAGAGCCGUUCAUGGGCUGAAGUUGGAGGGCUCACCCUCGCAAGGCCCCACGUCGCGGAUUGUUUGAGUGCUUAAGCAGGUAAAAAACAAAAAUAACUAUUAAAAAAGACACGUGGAGGCGAGAGAUUACUGUGUACUGGUUGCUUCGUUUCAACGGCAGCGCUUUCACCUUGAAGAAAUAAAAAAAAAACGUCAUCUGCAGUGUC